GAGGGCGGAACUUGUGGAAUGGGGAGGAGCGGUUUUGGGGUGUUGUGAAUUCGUGUAGCUAAGAAAUCUUGAGUGGGAGUUGUCGGACCCGUUUGCUCUGCGUUUUGUCCGUCGAUUCGCACCGAUCAACGCUCCAGCCGCAGCUAUGCCCGGAAUAGAAAAGCUACCGAUAGAGGAGACGCUGGAGGACAGUCCGCAGACUCGCUCUCUGCUGGGGGUGUUUGAGGAGGACACUGCAGCCAUCUCCAACUACUGCACACAGCUGUAUCAGGCCAUGCAGAGGAUCUAUGAUGCACAGAACGAGCUCAGCGCUGCGACUCACCUGACCUCCAGACUGCUAAAAGAGUACGACAAACAGCGUUUUCCUCUAGGGGGCGAUGACGAGGUGAUGAGCUCGACCCUGCAGCAGUUUGCAAAAGUCAUUGAUGAGCUGAGCUCCUGUCAUGCUGUUCUGUCCACCCAGCUCGCAGACGCCAUGAUGUUUCCCAUCACUCAGUUUAAGGAGAGAGACCUGAAAGAGAUCCUCACCCUUAAAGAAGUCUUCCAGAUAUCCAGUGAUGAUCACGACACAGCCAUUAACAGAUACAGUCGUCUGUCCAAGAAAAGGGACAACGACAAGCUGCGGGCAGAGGUGGUGGAGGACGUGUACACCUCCAGGAAGAAGCAGCACCAGACCAUGAUGCACUACUUCUGCUCUCUGAACACGCUGCAGUACAAGAAGAAGACGGCUCUGCUGGAGCCACUGCUGGGCUACAUGCAGGCUCAGAUCAGUUUCUUCAAGCUGGGCUCAGAGAAUCUCACCCAGCAGUGGGAAGACUUCCUGGGAACUAUCGGCACCAGCGUCCAGAAUGUUCGUCGGGAGAUGGAGGAGGAGGUGGGGCAGAUGCAGCAGACCAUCCAGCAGAUGGAGAGGUCAUGUGACCCGCUGUAUGCACCAUGUGACCCUGACCCCGCCUACUCCAGUGUGUGUCGCAGCCUGACCAGGAAACAGGGCUACCUGCACAUCCGCAAUAAGACCGGCCUGGUGUCGUCGUCAUGGGAGCGUCAGUACUUCUUCACGCAGGGUGGAAACCUGAUGCACCAGGGCCGAGGUGAGGUGGCAGGAGGGCUGGUCACGGACCUGGACAACUGCUCCGUCAUGGCGGUGGACUGCGACGACCGCAGGUUCUGCUUUCAGGUCACUUCCUUCGACGGCAAAAAAGUGGUGACGCUGCAGGCAGAGAGCAGGAAGGACUGUGAGGAGUGGAUUGCCACCAUCAACAACAUCUCCAAGAGGAUCUAUCUGAGUGAAAAUGCAGAGGAGCUGGCAGCCAGAGUGAACCAAUCAGCUCUGGAGGCUGUGACGCCAUCACCGUCCUUCCAGCAGAGACAUGAGAGCAUGAGACCCAGCAGUAAAGGGCGUAGCGGCCGAGCGAGCAGCAUCAGCUCCGUGGGCUCUGAGCCGUCGCCUGCUCUCUCUGUGCUCUCAUUGGACGCACUGGUUGCCCCGGAAACACCCAUCCAGUUUGACAUCAUUUCUCCCGUCAGCGAGGAGAACCUGGGGCAGAACAAGACGGCAGCACAGUCGGGCAGAAGGAGUAAUCCAUUUGGAGAGUCAGGAGACGGCACAUCAGAGGACAGUGAAGACUCCAUCCUCCACCAGCUCUUCAUCGUUCGCUUCCUGGGCUCCAUGGAGGUGAGAACCGCUGAGUCGGUGGACGUCAUAUCUGAGACCAUGAGGCAGAUCCUGGCUGCCAGAGCCAUCCACAACAUCUUCAGGAUGACCGAGUCGCACCUGCUCGUCACCUGCGACUGCCUCAAGCUCAUUGAUCCUCAGACACAAGUCACUCGCCUCAGGUUCCCUCUGUCCAGCGUGGUCCAGUGUUCGUCCCAUCAGGACAACAGGAGGCUGUUUGGGUUCGUCCUGCACCCAGCAGGCGGGCGGGGCGACAGCCGGGCCGUCUGCUACAUCUUUGAGUCCAACAACGAUGGAGAGAAGAUCUGUGACAGCAUCGGUCUGGCCAAGCAGAUAGCCUUCCACUCAGAGAUGGACCGUAAAGCGGUGGAGAAGAGGAAGGAGGAGGACAAGGCCAAAGAGAAGCAGCAGGAAGAGCUGAGCAAGCAGCGGCAGAUAGAGAAGGACCUGGAGGAGCAGAGUCGCCUCAUCGCCGCCUCCAGCCGUCCCGCCAACCCGCCCGCUCCUGAUGGACAGUUCCUAGUUCUGAGCAACAGCCAAUCAGAGGACAGCGACGCCGGGGAGGAGGGGAAGAAGCAGGGUGAGUCUGAAGCCUAACGACACUCGGAGGAUGCAUGUUUAGCCUCCCAGGCGUGUCCCAGCCGGAAGACAACAGCUCAGGGAUCAGAGGAGGGAACACCACCGCCCACCCGCCCACCCGGGCUGCCUGGGGCCACAAAACAUGUGCUUCCUCUGGUGAUGGAAGCUCUGAGAACAGAGGAUAAACCUAACGCACCCUCACUACAUGAGGAGGAAACGCCUCGUCAAAGACUUUUAUUCUGUGUGUAAAAACGCUGCUUUUGUACCGACCAGCUCCACUAUAAAGAAAAGACAAGAAACAUAUAGAUUAACCUGUAAGUCACUGUUUUUAUGUUUAUUUUAUAAGAAGAGCAAACGGUGAUGGUGGAGGACGUAAAACAGAGCAGCAUGUGAGGAAUAAUGAAGAAGACGUGGGAGAAAACACACGGAGACUGAUGUCAGCUCAGCCUCAGCUGGUUCCUCUGCUGGUAAAAACAAAGUGUUGAAUGAUAAAACAGUGAAGAAAACGGUCCACAGUGUUACCAUCAAAGACCAGAGCAGAUCAGUUCUUCAGAGUGAUUUCAAGCUAUAAAGAGAUGAGUCGUCCUAUCGUCUCCAGGACUGACACGUCAGCUGUUUGCGUGGGUCAGAGAGGAUGUAAAGCAGAUUAGAGGGAACGGAGAAAUGGUCCAGAAAUGGAUGAUACUCAGUGGUAAAGCUGUGUUCCACAUGGCUCCAUGGCUCAUAUGUCUUCUAUGGGGGAUUUGUGCACAAAAAAUUUAACCACAAUCCAGAAAAACAGUUCUCACGUUGUACAUUUAGGGACUUUGUAUUUUUAAAACCUACAGAAGUCCAUUUUAAAAUCUAAUAAAUAUCCCAAAACCUUCUAAAAUCAAGCCAUUUUUGUACUGCAGGAACUGAAAUCUUUGCACGUGUUCUGACCCUGUAGAACGUCUUCCAGGGUUGUUUUUGGGGUAAAGGUUGUACCGUAACGCUACUAUGUGGGUCCCCAUCAUGACUGGCUAAACUUGGAAAAGACAGCUAACACCAUUUUUCUGUCAUCUCACUGAAAUCAUGAAAGCAGUUUCACCAUAAAAUUCCCUUUACAGGCUACAGCCUCUGUUGGUGGAGUUCCUGCGUUGUCGUACAGCUGUCCACUGACUCCUGUUAGUUAUUAUUCUGCUGCACUGGAAGGUAACGCUGCGAUUGAAGGUGUUGGAUCAAAAAGACAAAUUUCCUGCAGUGGAAAGCUACCUAAAAUGUAGCCUAGGCGCUAAAAGGAAAUUAGUAUUUCAGAAUGUAAACAGCAUCAACAAGAAAAGGCCUCAGAGAGAGCAGUACUCCACCAAGGAUGCUCAGUUACUGGAUCAUUUCUGAUGGAUAAGUCCUCAGAGGUGGAUCUGUAGUAGGAUCACAAUCAGCUGAUGUAUGGUUCACUGGUUGUCAUGGUUACAGUGACGUUGUGCUGCUAUCUGGCAACGAUACAGAAAUCUUUAACAAAUCCAUGGAUCCAGACUAUAAGCUGCAUCACUGCUAAAAUCUGAUCACUUGGUCCUUGAGUCAUUUCUGAGCUUCACUGGAAAUUUCAUCCAAAUCCGUUUUUUAGUAAUGUUGCUGACAGACAGACAGACAUCAGUCGUUGGGAGCCCUUCAUUACUCUGCAGAGCGUUCCUUGGCAGAGUAAUGAAGAGGGUAUAAUAAUAAUAAUGAUAAAGAUAAUAAUAAUAAUAGGGUGUAACUGCUGCUGUUUGACCAACAUUAAAGCCACUGAAGGUGAAAGCUGAGAGAACAGCUGCAUGUUUAGUAAGAUACUGUUCAAAUGGACUUCUUCACCUCGUUUCACCGUGAUCCUUUGGCCUGUCACAGAUCAUGAUGUGUCCAGCAGUAGCUCCUGCAGGUCUGUGGCUGUAGUGAUGUUUAAGCAGCUUUUAAAGGAUGUUUGUGAUUUCAUGCAUCUUGCUCGUGGUCUCUGCUGGAAAACACUGAACCUGCACCAGUAACUGUAAUCAGGAAUUAAAGCGCUGAGAUCAAACCCUGCUGCUCCCGGGUUACAGAGAGUUGAGCUCUGCAGUGAAAACUAAUGUCGUCCUUCUCCAGGUGACGACAUUAAAGGAAAGUUCUCCUUUUUUUUAGUGUCACACAACCAGCUGUAGCCAGAUGUGGUCAUUCCUCCUGUUCAUGGUGACCAAUAACAGAUCCCCUCUGAAUACCGGUCCAAUCACAGCCUGCAUGACUCAAAUCUAGUGGCUAUCUCCCAUUGUUCCUACAUUUACUAAAAUAUGAAUGCAGUAAGUCAUGUUCUACUAAAUUCUAUCAGUUCUUUAAGUAUUUGUAGUUCUGACACUUGGCGUCUCUACAGCAGAGCAGAUGUUGAAUGCAGUCACAGAGCAGAGAGGAAAUGAGGUCAUAGAUGUUCUCUCAGUCUUCCUGUAGGUCUCAGUGAGGUUUGUGGACAUCUCAGGAGACAGAACCAGUCAGACACCCCGGCAUCACUGAUACAAAUUCAACUUUGAACCUUUUAUCCAGUCAGAAGAGAAGACGUGUCGCGUUUAUAUUUUUGUGCAACUGAAGAAUAAACCUCUAAAAUGAGACAAAUCUAAAUCUCAAAAAUGGAAAGUUUCCGUUCCAUUGUUGAGUCUAAACCAGUCAGCUGUUAGAUCAGUGAGAGCUGGGUUUUACCCUCGGCUACAUCAGGAUGUCACAGAAAGUCUGCAACUCAUUCCACGGCUGAUCUCCAACCAGCCUGUAAUGUGGAUUUAUCAGUUAUUCAACAGGCAGCAAACUAAAAGAUCUGAUUCUAGCACUAAAAAGACUUUCCUUUAGGAGAUAUCCACCUGAGUCUCAAACUGCAGAAGACUCAGAUGUACUUCCAAUACUUGCUGGAGUACAUCGCUCCCACUAGAAGAGCACCAGUAUGGACAGAAAAACUGUUUCAGUGUUCAGUCUGGACUUUAAAGAUCCUUAACUCACCCCGUUAAAGACGUUGAUUCCAGUUGUCAUAGAGACAUAAGAGGCCAUCCUAAGUCCAGCAUCCAGAACAUCCACUGAAUGCUCCAAAGAACACGGGACUUUAAACGUUCUACAACAGAAUGAAUACCUGCAGGGAAUCAGGACCCUGUUGGUCUGUGAACAAAAGCACAAAUGUCUCUACAGUCUCCUGAACACUGAGGAACAGUCUUUUUUUCUGACUCAUCUUCCUCCAAGAUGCUGCUUUCUCCUGACAUCAGUGUUUACCAGGCACCUGUAUGUGGGCCACUCAUCUGGAGGCCUUUCUCUUUUGUUGUUGAUUAGCCUUUUUCUAGAGUGAUUCCUGGUGAUUAUCUGUAGAAAGCAUUCAUUUUCUAGAUCAGCGAUGUGUGGAGACGGAGAGGCCACGGCCUCCAGGGCCUAAAAUCAGCGGUUACUGAUGAUGAUUUAGUUUUUCUGGUGUUUUCUGGGAGGAUGAGGAGACCUCGUGCUGAUGGAGCUGCACUUUACUGACGCAGGAAAAACGAUGUUGAGCUGUAAAUAUGUUUGGUGUUCCAGUGUCAUGAUUAAUAAAAGGCUUUUCAGUGAUAAAUAAAAGCACUAACUCCA
Messenger RNA from Acanthochromis polyacanthus (spiny chromis), 5809 nucleotides. RefSeq names its product adaptor protein, phosphotyrosine interaction, PH domain and leucine zipper containing 1 (gene appl1). Gene Ontology annotation, cellular component: endosome membrane; cytoplasm. The coding region runs from base 146 to 2272 and encodes 708 amino acids. The record is from RefSeq and is a predicted model, not a curated record. Gene Ontology annotation, biological process: signaling. The transcript has 22 exons. Gene Ontology annotation, molecular function: protein binding. Lineage: Eukaryota; Metazoa; Chordata; Actinopteri; Pomacentridae.